GGGCGCUCUUGGGGCCGUCUUGGAGGGCUCUUGGGCCCCGAUUGGGCCUCUCUUGCGCUCUCUUGGUGCCACCUUGAGGCUUCAAUAUCGCAUCGGAAGCGAAUCGUAUUAAUUUUGGCUCAAGCGGCCAUUUCGGGCCAAGAGGCCAUCGUCGCUCGAGUGUCGAACAUCCCAGACCUGUUCAGAAGAACCGAUCGGAUCAUUUUCUGGCCAUCACAAGGAUGGAUCUGAAUGAGGCACUCAUCUUCGGCGCCGUGGGCGUUGCCUUGUGCGCCGCGCAGCCCUCUGGGAUGGUGUUCGCGGCAGUAUCUGGCAUCCUGCUUCUCAUCCUGGGCCCGUCGUUGGUGAAGGGGGUCAAGCAGACAGUCGCCUUCUUGCUCUCGAUGUCUAGAUCAAAAAAGCAGACCGCGGGCCGGAUCGACGGGUACACCAAGCAGUAUGCUGGGGACAAGUCGGCGGGAGACCGCAACGCGGAGUACGCGACGCUCGUGAACGACUACUAUGACCUCGCCACCGAGUUCUACGAGUGGGGAUGGGGCACCAGCUUCCACUUCGCCGACCGCCGCAAGGGCGAGUCCUUUCAGCAGUCCAUCCUGCGUCACGAGUACUACUUGGCCGGUCGGCUGGGCGUCAACAAGGGAUCUCUUCUGCUUGAUUGUGGUUGCGGUAUUGGGGGCCCAGCACGCAACAUGGCAAAGUUCACAGAAGCGAGCAUCAAGGCUAUCACCAUCAAUCAGUUCCAGGUGGACCGCGGCAACGCCAUCUGCAAGCGUGAUGGCCUCGACGACAAGGUUCAGCUCAUCCAGGGCGACUUCAUGAAACUGCCCUUUCCCGACAACCACUUCGACGGCGUGUACGCCAUCGAAUCCACCUGCCACGCGCCCGAUCGUUCAAAAGUGUACAGCGAGAUCCUGCGCGUGCUGAAGCCCGGUGGCACCUUCGCGUGCUACGAGUGGUGCCUCACGGACAGGUACGACCCCGAGAACGAUCACCACAGGAAGAUCAAGCGCGACAUCGAAGUCGGAGACGGCCUGCCAGACUUGGUGCACACGUCGGUCUGCACGCGGGCGCUGGGCGAGGCUGGCUUCAAGGUCAUCGAGGCGCGGGACAUGGCCGAGGGAGGAGCAGGCGAGGGCGGAGAGCCCUGGUACAUGCCCCUCAUGCCCUCCUGGAACCCGACGAAGUGGCCGAGGUUCCAGUUCAACCCCCCCAUGGUCCGGCUGAUGCCUGUCCUCCUCCGCUUCUUCGAGCUGGUGCGCCUCGUGCCCGCCGGCACCGCGAGCACCCAGGUGAUGCUCCAGGCGGGCGGCAUCGGCUGCGCCCAGGGCGGCCACACGGCCUGCUUCACGCCCAUGUGGCUGAUGGUCGGCCAGAAGCCGAGCUGAGGGCGGCCGGACCGCAGAGCGGCGCGGCUCCGGAGGGCAAAGUCUUUCCUUGCGCGGCGCCGCUGUGGAGGGCAAGGUCUCCCCUCCCACUCUUCUUCGGCGGGCGCAGGCCGAAUGGCCCGCGCACGCAGCCUCGGCGCGCGCUGCGAAGGCGGCCGUGCCGCGCCUCGCUUGUCUGCGGGGCCUGGCCGAAUUCGCGCAGGCUUGCAGGCCCGUGCCUCAUGCACGUCUAGUCCUCCUCCUCCGCCUCUUCCUCCUCUCUCCCACUCCUCCGUCUCCUUCUCUCCUGCUUUUGGGCGACGCGCAUCAAACACGGGCCGACUGCUGGCCAUUGCUUGACAUAGUCUUUCUGGCACGUACAGUCGCAUUGCGCAUCGGUCUUCCCCAUCAUUCAAAACAAAAUCGCAUCAGAAGCGAAAGGCG
Molecule: messenger RNA, 1808 nt
Organism: Prorocentrum cordatum
Lineage: Eukaryota; Dinophyceae; Prorocentrales; Prorocentraceae
Source: the annotation of a GenBank genome assembly